UACUAUACACAAGGUGGCGCUAACCAACCACCAUUAAACACCAGAGAAGAAGAAUAAGUGGAAUCAGUUCCGGUUCAAGGUCCUCAACGUGGUUCCUGAUGUUUUUCAGCCUGUGGAUUUGGUAGCGGAGUAGUUUAUUGACUGUGAAGGAAAACAGAAGUAAAAUGGGGGAGUUUAAGGUGCACCGUGUCCGUUUCUUCGACUACAUGCCCAGUGCCAUCCGAGCCAUGGCGUUUAACAGGCAGUCUGAACGGCUGGCUGUGGCCCGGGCUGACGGGGCCGUGGAGAUCUUCAACUUCUCUGACAAUUACUUCCAAGAAAAGGUGAUCCCAGGUCAGGAUAGCAGGGCUGUGGAGGCUCUGUGUUGGGUGGACCAGCGUCUGUUCAGUGGCGGUCUGAAUGGAGAGAUCACAGAGUACGACCUGGAGAACCUGAAGCCCAGAUACACCGUGGCAGCCUAUGGAGGACCGAUCUGGACCAUCAGUAGCAACAACCAGGGAACAAUGCUGGCACUGGGCUGUGAGGACGGGACAGUGAAGAUGUUUGAAGUACUAGCGGAGAAGGUUCAGUUUCAGAGAAACUUCGACAGGCAGAAAGGUCGUAUUAUAUCUCUGUCCUGGCAUCCAUCUGGUACACUGAUUGCUGCUGGCAUGAUGGACAUGAUCAGAGUCUUUGAUGCUGAGACAGGCCACGCCACACACAGACUGCUGGUGGAGAGAGGUGUCGGAGCAUCCAAGAGCAGAGAGGUGGUGGUGUGGAGUGUUGCCUUCCUGUCUGACCACACCAUCAUCAGUGGUGAUUCUGCAGGAAAGGUCCAGAUCUGGGACGGAGUCACAGGAACUCUGCUGAGAACUCACUUGGUUACCAAGUGGGAUGUCCUGGCUCUCUCUGUUUCUCAGGAUCAGAGCAGUCUGGUAGCUGGGACGUCAGAGGGCACCGUCAUCCAGUUUCAGUUAAUCUCCUCCACUGUGGGACAGCAGGAUAAGGAGUGGGUCAGAACCAGGACCUUUAAAAACCAUUCACAUGAUGUGAGGGCACUCGCCCACACUGAGACUGCUGUGGUUUCUGGAGGUAUGGACACUCAGCUUGUAGUGCGACCCCUGCUGGACAAGGUGGAGAAGAACACGCAGGAGUCAUCGCUGCGCAAAAUAGUUUUCCCACAUAGAAGUCUGGUUUGUUGUGCAAAGAAAGCAGGACUGCUGCUCUUCCAGUUCCCUGAACAUUUAGAGCUGUGGAGGUUAGGAGAGAGUGAAGGUCAUGGAAAACCUGGUGACAGUCUAACUGUGAAGACAAAACCAGAGAAACUGAUCCAGCUGAAGCGGAAGGGAGAGGAUCAUAUCUGCUGCAGCGCUCUGUCUCCAUGUGGAGGCUGGAUGGCGUACUCGACUGUCUCCAGUGUCCGUCUCUACAGAUUACAGUACAACAACAACAACAUCGGCAUCACCAAGGUGUCCAGACUACCUAAAGACCUUUGUUCAGUCCAUCAGCUCUGCUUCUCCUCUGACUCCUCCAAACUCUUUGCUUCCUCCAGUCAUUCUUCAGUCAUUGUUGUUGCCCUCAACCAACAGGAGUGCACAUACCUUCAUACCCUCAAACCCAAGUCAAGCUCCAGACAGCCAGUCCACCUGCUGUUUGCCAGUGAGGAUGGCAAGUGGCUCGCCACAGCAAACACUGACUGUGAGAUCCACAUCUACAACCUGGACAAACUGAAGCUUCACUGUACAGUUCCAGUGUACAGCUCCUAUCCCACUGCCAUAGCCAUCCACCCACUGACCAGCAACCUUGUGGUGGUUCAUGCUGACCAACAGAUCUUUGAAUACUCUCUGGAAAAGAAGGAGUAUACAGAGUGGAGUCGGAAGCUGCAGAAACUAGGACUUCACUCUCUGUGGUUGGAGAGGGACACACCUGUAACCCACAUCACCUUCAACUCCAGAAACCCAGCUCACAUCAUUCUACAUGACAUGUUCAUGUUCUGCAUCAUUGACCAGAGUCUGCCACUUCCUGAAGCAAAGACUCUGCUCUACAACCAGAUGACACUGAGGAGUGUUCCAGAGCCAGAGAGGAUCAGACACAGUCACGCCUUUAAAAUCUGCAAGAACUUCCAGCACCUCUUGUGUGUGAGGUUAUUGGAGGACCACUCUCUGGUUGUGGUUGAACGCCCCUUGCUGGACAUCAUGUCUCAGCUGCCUGCACCUGUCAGACAGAAGAAGUUUGCCACAUAAAGGAGAGGGCAGGUUUCCCGAAGGCAUCUCAGGACAGAUGUUCAUACCAGAGGAAAGGAUUGUUACCAUGUUAAUUCACUUGACCUCCUCACCUGACAUCUAAAUUCAUUUUUAACAAGUAUUAUUGUGUGACUAUGUUUUGUUUGUAUGUAUGUUUUGAUAAAGUAAUAAAUAGAACUAUUUACUGUCA
Messenger RNA from Lates calcarifer (barramundi perch), 2412 nucleotides. RefSeq names its product UTP4 small subunit processome component (gene utp4). Bases 165 to 2222 code for a protein of 685 amino acids. The record is from RefSeq and is a predicted model, not a curated record. Gene Ontology annotation, biological process: maturation of SSU-rRNA from tricistronic rRNA transcript (SSU-rRNA, 5.8S rRNA, LSU-rRNA). Gene Ontology annotation, molecular function: RNA binding; protein binding. Gene Ontology annotation, cellular component: 90S preribosome; small-subunit processome; t-UTP complex. NCBI's taxonomy places the organism in Eukaryota, Metazoa, Chordata, Actinopteri, Centropomidae. The transcript is spliced from 17 exons.